Molecule: messenger RNA, 7693 nt
Organism: Tyto alba (common barn owl)
Lineage: Eukaryota; Metazoa; Chordata; Aves; Strigiformes; Tytonidae
Product: trichohyalin-like
Exons: 10
Coding region: 1627-3705 (692 amino acids)
Source: RefSeq, a predicted model, not a curated record
AAUUAGUUCCUCCCGAAUCUUUAUUGGAUGACACUUCACAAAGUGGAACUGGGGAAAAGUUCCUGUGGCCCUCUGGAAGGGUAACCUCGUUUUGCCUGGCGGCUCAUUACGCCUGAGCGUUGAUUACACCUAAGCUUCGUCUGCGGACGAGGAUUUAAAAUAGGUUUGGCAGCUCUGUGACAGGCUACACCCGACACCCUGAGCUGGCAUAUCCACCCUCCUAACUGUACGUUAUUUGUACCUUAAAUCUCUGCUUGUGAGGAAAGAGCACUUCACAUACAGCCCCUGAGCAGAAAGCCUCGUCGCCAACGCUUGGGGUCAAAUUCAGGUGUACCUCGCUCUAACUCCAUUUACUUUUGCAGGGAAAGGCUCGCCCUGUUAAGUGACUUCAUUGAACUUUACAGGCCAGCACUUGAAAAAAAGGUGUUUCUGACAGGUGAAGGUGAACAUCCCAAAGGAAAGAACAAAUGCCUUGCUUUGAUUUUACUUUUUCUUUGCUAUGAGACUGUACAGCUUUGUCUGCAGCCCGUGUAUCCUGAUUCACAGACCGGUGGUGUUUUACUCUCAGGCAGGGGUGGUCAAAUACCGUAUUUUAAAUAAAUAACAGUAUCUUCUAAAUCUGUUGACAUCCCAAACAGCUGACUUCCUCAGCUGAAACAGCAUAGGUUUUCCAUGUCUACCCUGUGGACGUCCUUGUAGUUAAGAGAUUUUAAGUUCUGUGUUCUACCGAGUCUUGUAACAGCCCUAAUGCAUUUUCAGCAACAGCUUACAGGGAGUAGUGUCAAACUGUUCACCCACUGUUUUUACUUAACGCACAAUUAAUGAAACAUGAGUUUUAUCUUUUCCCGUAAAAGCUGAACGCUUUAACAUAAGGUUCAUAGUUUUGUUGUCUGUUCCACCUCCCAACUCUUUUGCAUUUUGUCUUUCUCCCUUCUCAUAGUCCCUGGCAUAUUGUUCGCUGUGUCGUCGUUCUCCAACAUUUCCCGUUUUCCAUCCUGCUCAGGCCAGAUGGCUCCACUGCUGGCUUCAACCCGCAAAGGCGACUUUGGCUUCCUAGUCUCGAUCCUCACCUUCUGCAUUCUUCCUGGACUUCAGCUCCUUCCCUUGACCUUUCAGCUCCCGCGUGCUGGGGGGGUUUGGAGAGCCGCGCAAGAAGCGGGGUGCGAGGGGAGGCAGCUCACACGUGCCCGCCAGCAGCCCGGGCACGGGGGGCACUGGCUGGGAGGAAGGCAGCAGGGCUGGUGUGGCUGCAUUGCUCGCGGGGAUGGGGGAGGCAGCUCCGGAAUCCCCCCCCACCUUGCCUCCUUUCUGCUGCCUGCCUCCAAGCUGCGCCUCGUCCGGAGAAAUCCGCGUGUUUUCCAGAUUCAAAGCUCUUUACUAAAAUCAAUUGAAGGAAGGUGAGAAAGGGAAACUGUUCUGAUGUAAGAAUCACACGCGUAGUGGUUCCUUCACAGUAGAAUAAAGUGAUGAUAGGAUCUGAGGCGGGCCAAAAUGGAGAUCUACUAUAGCUUCGUGCAUACCUGAAAUGACACAUUGUCCUUUGGAGAACGCAUCUCCUCAUGACUGAAGAAACAGUGAUGCACCCUCCAACACAUCUAGCAGCUGAACAGAAGGCAGGUAAGCUCCAUGUCCAUCUCCCACGUCCAGUGUUGUCAGGCAGCUAAUAAAGAUCCCUGUGGCUCUCUGCUGCCAAGAUGUCCAGUAACACGCUUCCCUGUUUGUGCAUGGAACCCAGGUUCCCUUUGUAGGCCCUUGAUAUCCUCACCAACAAGGAGCUUCAUUGAUUCAUUCCCAGAGGCUUCCAGUUUCAUGAGGGGGGCUCGUGUGUUGGCAAGGAGAGAAGCUGACGGCUAUUACUACCUGGGCCACCUAGCCCAAGAGGUGAAGGGCUCCAGGGAACAUUUUUUGAUUGAGUUUGACAAAAGUCGCGCUCUGAAAGGCAAGGUGCAGCUUGGCGUGCAGGAAACGCCUCUCUAUGACAUUCUCCACUACGAAGAUGCCAGGCAACAGCCUCUUGCUCCAGGCGACAGGGUCUUGGCACCAUGGGAGGCUCAAGCUGAACGUUUUGGCCCGGGCACGGUGCUAAAGGUUAUGGAGAGCGAGGAGGCACGUUUAGCCCAAACCAGAAGGAGAGUGCUUGUGAAUUUCUGGAACGGGCAGACGAAGGAGGUGUCUUCUGACCAAGCUCUGCGGAUUCCUCUGCCCUUAAGUGAACGCAUCAUCCUAGAAGUGCAGAUGCCUUUAGCAGCCAGGCAGAUGGUGGUAGAUUCGAGCUUGGAUUACCCAUAUGUUGUGGCCCCGGGUUAUAGAGCCUCAGGCCAGAGCAGACAGGGUCACUCGGACCUGGACCACUGGCCGAGGGGUCUGUGCUCGACUCAGCCGUGCGCGAAGUGCAGCUGUAGCUGUACCUCGCUUCCCCACUGCUGCCUUGCAGCCUGGGAACCUACGCAGCCUACGGGGUGCAAAGUGCAGCAGGAAGGUGCCUUCGUCCCGGGAACAAGCUUGACUAAAGAAGAGCUCAGCAAGAAAAUAGAAGAACAGCUGUCUGAAGUAAGGAUUUCAUUUUCAGAAAGCGUUUCCGGAGAGGAAGAGAAGAAGGAAGAGAAGAGAUUGAAGACAGAAAGUGUUCCAAAAGGUGUUCAGUGCUGUUUGGAAGAGGACCAUGAGGUUAUAGAACCGAAGAAGAGUCCUCAGGAGGAGAUGGCUCAUGCUAUGGUUGAUCCUGCUGUCAACACAGACAGCUGGGUAACAGAGGCAGCCCACGAGGAAGAAGCAGACAGCAGACAGCAGGAUGCUGAAACUGAGGCUCAUGUUAAACACGAAUACGGUCUUUUUAAGUCCAGAGUGGCAGAAGCUCCAAUCCAGCAUUCCAAAAGGAGCCCUUCCCUGGGAACCAGUGCUUUGGUUCCUUUCAGGCACCAAAGCUUAUUUGACCGAGUGAAUCAAUCACUGGAGAAAGACAGCCUGACCAUCAAAUCAGCUCUACGUGUACAGAGAUCACACAGUACCUCCAAUGUGCAGGCUAGGAGAUCCACAAAUCUCAAUCUUCUAAAAGACAAAAGUAUUACAAAAUCAAUCCUUACUGGUGCAUCUCAGGAGAGAUGGAAUGAGAUGGACUUCAACGGAGCCAAGAUUGAGCACAAAAGGUGGCAAGAGGAACAGAGGCAGCUGAAGAGGGAGCAGCAGCAAGAGGCAGAUGGCAUCCGACGCCAGCUGCGCAGGGAGAACCAGAGGCAGCCAUUGCAUCAGAGAACAUUGCAAGGGCUGGAGAAACAGCUGGAGCACAAAGACCAAGCUUUGCAGCACAUGGCACUGCUCCAGGCUGCUGGGGCAGAGAGGAGCAGGAAGGGAUCCUCCUUGCCAGAGGAGGGGAAGAAGGCAAGUCAGAGGCUGCGGUUUGUAAAGACACAGCAUUUGCAGAGAGAGUUGUUGCAGGCAGAACGCAACGAAAGACACUUUGAACAAGAGAAAGAAAAGCUGGAUUUUCUCAGGAGCAGAAUGCAGUCCCGGCAGGAAAUGUUGGAACAAGAAUCACGGGACCAGAACAGGCAACAAAACCAGCACCGGGCUGCCAGAGGGAGAGUGUUCCAGAGCAGAGACCGCUCACACCAAAAAAUGGAAAAAGAAGGCCAAAAACUCGGUGACCUCCAGCAGUACCUCAGAGAACAGAAUCUUUUGAUGCUCCGGGCAUCCCUGCUAGCGUAGGAAGCUGCAGAGUGGCUAAGCAGGCCCUUGAGCAGUUCACAGACCUGCUCUGUAUCCUGUAGGCGUGAGUCACUGAGUGCUUGAGUGCAGUUGUGACAAGUGGAAUGAUGAGUCCUGGAGACAUCUUCAAUCUCCUUCUCAUCGCAACCAGGCUGCAUUUUCACUGCUCCAUCCUUUACGUACCUUUCUUUCUGGAGUUACUGCUCCAGAGAGCCCACCUCUGUCGAACUGUUCUUCUGUGACCCUGCUACCAAGAGCUACCUCGGUGUUUCAUAUCUAUUGAAUAACAUUUAAUAUCACAGCCACAGUGCUGAGUUUUUGCUCCCAAGGCAUCUGAAGGGGGCAGCUCUUUCCCUAGGACUCACUCCAAGGAGUCAGCUCUCACAGUGCUGGGUGUUGUAGUCUGAGGCUGGUGAAAGUGUCAUAGGGCAACCCAGAGCGGAGCAACAGAGGACCUAGGAGUUAGUUACAGAAGUGACUGGAAGGGCACAAGAUCCAGAGCCUGGCAGAGGGGCGUCAGCUUGUAGCUGCUUGCAAGAUGCAAAUGAAAGCAAGCAGCUAGUUAAGUGAGGGCAUGGGCCAUACACUAAAGGAGGAGGCGAAGAACAAGAAUGAAGGUCAGGAGAAAUGCCCUGGGAAGGAGUGCCUCAAGUAAAGUGGUGCAAGCCCAGGCACAGGUUUAUGUCCUGCUGAUACAAGCCUGCAGGGAAGUAAAAUACGGGCCUGAAAAGGCUUCUGCUGCUGAAUACUGGGAACCUUCUGCCCUGCUGUGUUUCUUCCAGAGCAGCACCAGAAGAGUGUAUUUCUUUAGGGUCAAGUACCACAUAAAAUAGGACGUGUACUUAUGUUAGGCUGUCACAUGGCUUACUUGAUACGUUAACGUUACAUUAAAUAGGGGGAAAGAGAGCUGAAUACCAGCUGGAUGUUAAAAAACCCCCAAACCUGCAGCACUGAAAAUGUACACGCUAAAAUAACAAUGUAAAUUAUCCACUGCAUUUCCAUUAUUGACAACUGACUCUUCCAAGUCAGUCAAGAUCCACAGGGAAGAAGUCCCCAUAUAUACGAGACAGUUGUGCUACUUCCUGCCAAAACUGCUGUAGGGGACAGAGCAGGGACCCAGUGACACGAGAGGUGCUUCAGAAAACCUGGUAAGACAACUUGGAACCCUCCAGCUUGCGCUGCAGGUAAGUGUAGCUUUUCUGCUGUCAGAGCGUACGUACUGCUCGGAAUACCCAGGCCACUCCCCUGGAGGAGGAAUGACUGAGAGAAGCCCAAAAUGCAAAAAGGAAGAUUUUUGAUUUUGGUGACAAGUCGCCCUUUCUAGGCACUGUGAUGAGAAAAACAUCUGUUCUGUGAACUACCUGUCUUCGGAGAAGCACCAAACCCAACAGUGGGCUUGGGGGCUCUGUUUUGCCUACAAUGACGCUUGCAGGCUGGCAGUCUCUAAAACCAGGCAAUCUUCCCAUCAGAAAGAUACUCGGAUAUCUUUGCAGGUAGGGCGCCUGGUCGGAAUAACCAGACUUUUUGUUCACCACGAAUAAACGAGGGGAAUGCUACCAAGGCAAAUGAAUCGAUAAACUGACAGUUAACAAAUGGUGUAUGAAUCCAAGGGAGCCAGCAGCGCUGUAGGAAAAAGAGUUCCCUGUUCAGGCUGUCGGGUAAAACGUGGUUACCACCUGGAGUCCGCAAUGCAACUUGCUCACGACUGUCCAGGUGCGUUUCUGACUUUCCUUAGUGAAGCACGGGGCAUCAGCCACACCUGGGGACAAGCUACCAGCCUCUCCCCUUCCCUGAAAGGGCACAGCAAGGCACUUCAAGAGACAAUUUUCUGCAACGGGAAAGGAGAGAAGGUUGAAUGCAUUGUCCUUGGAUGAGUGAAGGUGCCUUCAUUCACACAGAGGAGGAGGAGGUUAUGCUUGUCACAUCUUCACCAGAGGCACAAAAUACAGCUGCUGUGUCACAGAGGAUGCUAUUAUCAGCUUUGAGUAGCUGGAAACGUAGCUGCUGUUCUCAUGUGGGGAUUUAGGAAAGGAGAAUGGACACGGCCCAAUUUAUUUGCUGGAGCAGUCAGAGCUAUAUUUAAGGAUGUCCUUAUUUUACACAAAAUUAUGUUAAAAUAUAUAUAAUACUUGCAAUACCUUAAGUAACACCUAAAACCAAACUAGAUACAAAAUUUAAAAGUUGUUGCCUGACAUUCUGGGUCCACUUAGAAAUACUUUACACGUUUUCUGGCACAUCACUCAGCAAAAAGCCUAAGUAAAGUAUUACAGAAAUUCACCCUUUUUACAGGAACACAGCACCAGUGACAAGAGCAGUUUCUAAAAACCAAUCUAAAAAUUAAGAAAACUUUUAGAAGGGAGCCUCUUUGAAAUUCUGCCAAAUCUUUCGAAUGGCCAGCAGUUUCUUAGCAAUAAAUCGCAGGCUGUGUUCCUCCAGAGAUAACUGAGAGGCUGUCUUCAGCUUUCCCCAAAGAGGCAGUUAAACUUAAGUCUCCCAUCCAGAUGUUUACAAACUAUUCUAAGCUAAAUAAUUCAAUUUAAAAAUUACAAACUAUUCUAAUAGCUAAAAGUGGUAUUCUUAACUUUAGGAUCCAUAAUAUACAUGAACCUUCCUGAGAUUUUUGAUUAAAAAAAAAAAAAAAAAAACACAAACCAGGGAAGGGAAGGAAAGAUGACCCUACAUAUAAGGGGAAGGCUUUGCCAUUUUGUUUGUUUAAAUUCAGGUCUGAGAAAAUUCUAACUUGCUGCCUAUAUGGAAACUACAUGUGGAACACAGUUUUUUCAUUUCAGACAUGAAAUUCUAUUUUUUGGGUUAAGCUCUGUUUAGCCUCUGGAAAAGUUGGCUGAAACUUGCUCAGCAAAUUGUGCCCAAGACCUACCUAACUGCUGGACUCAGCCCAGGCCUUGGAGGGCUGUGCCUGCCGCCCCCUCUGCCCCCCCAGCUCGAUGGAAACGGGAGGGAGCAGGCACAGUCCUGAGGGAGAGCUAGCGCAGGCAGCCCGGGGAGAUUCUUCUUUAAUGUAAAGUUUUGAGGCUUGCUUGCUUUUCUUCUUUUUUGAGUUCUUUUACACAAAAUCACCUGCUUAGGUAGAACAGUGUACCUAGUUAUAAGUCUAACUAGACUCAGAGAAACAAGCCUAAAACUUAAUAGACUCUAACUGCUGCUUUCAUCCUUCAGCAUUUGGAAAUGGAUAUGUAAUGAUUAAAGGAAAGUACAUGAAAUAUUGAGCAGAGUGUAAACUUAUGUUUCAGACUUCAGUCAUAUAUCAUUAAUCAUUAUUUUAUAGUCGCCAUAAACCAGGAGAUUGUCUGCUUAUGUACUUUCUCUUCAUUGCUUAACCAUCUGAAAACAGACCACUGCAGCCACCCUGUGCUGCUGCAGUUUCACAUACAGUAUAUCUGGGAAUAUAUCUAGUAUUACAGUUUUUCCAGUCAUUCAUAGACUGUGUUUCUCACUAUUAAAAUACAGCCAUAAAAUAAUUUUAAUACUACUAAUAAAAUAACUGGUGGUAAAAGCCAUGUAUGAUCUAGCUCUUCUGCUGGCUUCAUUUAAUUUUAAACAUUCACAAUCUAUUUUCUAUCCAUUAGGAAAAUGCUUUGACUCCUCGUUCUGCAAACUCCUGGAAACAAAACUCAAGCACUUGCAUAUUAGUUAAGGAUUUGAGUUGACUAGCAUGAGACUAGGGAGUGGGGUGGAAGGUGGUAGGAAGGAAGUACACAGAACAAAACCUUUUUUUUUUUAAUGUUCAAAAGAAACUAAGACCAGUACAAAUAUUCCCCAAAGUUGUUUUUAUUAUGGAAUUAGAUUUUAUGCUUAGGCAAAUAUUUUCUUUUGCUGUUUAUAAUCCAAACUUCUAUAGUAUUGUGCUAGAAUAUGGAAGUUUGAAAAAUCAGAUUGACUUGUCUGUUUUUAUCAUCCAAAAUGACUAACAGACCACUCCAUGCAGGACAUCAGGACACUUCUACAAUAAAAAUAGAAGUUAAAAGUA